Messenger RNA from Caenorhabditis elegans, 3787 nucleotides. It is a transcript of the gene ints-2, whose product is annotated as INTegrator complex Subunit homolog. The record is from RefSeq and is marked reviewed. The transcript has 17 exons. The coding region runs from base 95 to 3565 and encodes 1156 amino acids. Gene Ontology annotation, cellular component: integrator complex. Lineage: Eukaryota; Metazoa; Nematoda; Chromadorea; Rhabditida; Rhabditidae.
UUUUCGCAAAAAACAUUUUUCUGCACACAUUUUUAGACGUUUCUUUCGUCAGAAAACCAUUUUAAUUGAGGCGGAAUACACAAAUUUCAGUGUCAUGGAGGUAGAAAAAGCAGAAAAAUGCUUGACUCCUCGAAUAAAUAAUUUUUGGGAAAGAAAGAAAAAUUACUUCGAGAUUGCUGCUGUUCAAUCAAGUGUUGGGAAAGUUAAUCCUGAUUUGCCGGAUGCACUCCUGGCUCCGUUGAUCACAGUUUUGGAUCCAUGUACUAUUCAUUCCUCAAUUCACGCAAAAGUCGAUUGGAAUCUAGUAGCAUCACGACUAAAACGACUCAAUAUUUUGAGUAGGCAAACUCGCGGAGUUGCAUCUCUAAAUAGGCCAUCGGGAUCGCAAAACUUAGAUGGGGCAUCAGAUAUUGAAGGAUCAUCGGAUGGAGGUUCAUCUCCAGCGUUUCAUCAAAGAAAACGAGGAAAUAGCCGAGGAAUAGAAGGAGCCGGAGAACCAAUGGAAGUAGAAAUGACUGAAGAAAUGAUGUUGAAAAAAGAUAAAGACACAUUUAUCGAUGAAAUCGUGGAUUUAGUUAGGGAUAUUCAAAAACACAACGACGCAUCAAUGUCUUCACAACCAACAUGGAUCGAUCGAUUAUCAGUGGAAAAGAUAUCAAAUCAAAUAUUGAUGCUUCAGAAUUAUCUUCCAUCGCUACUCACAGUCGAAGAAAUUAUAAAUGCACUUCUCUUUGAACACGGACCAGAUGUCAUUGAAAAUCUUAUAAUCGAAACGCCUGAAAAUUUGGUCACAAUUGUCAAUAUUCUGACUAACAAUCCAACACCAGGAAAUCGUACAAGAUAUAGAAAUUUGGUUAUAGGAAAAAUCGUCGAACUAUAUCCAUACUUUGCACGCCGAAUAAUCGAAAAAUAUUCCGAAAAACGAUCGGAUUGUGUUUUUGCAUGCAGAUUAGCUGUUGAUCAUUUGAAUGAUAGACAGUUUUUAGAAUUCAUGGAACCACUUUUGACAGAUAAAGAAACCAUAAUAUACAAAAUGGUAAUUCGAAGUUCCAAUCGACAAGUUCUUCCACUAAUAAUUGCACGUCUUCUCAAUAUGGCAGAUACUGUUAUUUCGCCACGUCCCGAAUCCACAUCAUUUUCUGAAAUGGGAACUGCUCCAUGGUGCACUCGUCUUUCAUAUUGUCUCGUGGAACUUAUGAACUCUGCAUUGGAACCUUGGACUGAACUAGAAAUUAUUACUGUCACUAGAUUUUUGUUUAGAACUGAUGCAAAUCCAUCAUCCUCAAUAUUACACUCUGCUGAUUCAAUAUCUGGUAUGGAUGAAGCCAUGGAUUUGAGUUUUCGUGAAGAAGCUCACUGUUCACAAGAUUCUGUUGUUCCUGAUUCGGAUCCUGAAUCAACACAAUCGGCUCAAAGACCAAUACCGGUUUCCCAAAGGACUGCUGUAGAGCCCAGUCCAUUCGGAGAUGCUCAUGAAUGUUUUGUACUGUCUGCGCUGCUCGCCGUCCCGUUUUUCACACAAUAUCCGCCUAAUCAAACGGGAGCAGUUCAACCACCAGAUCGAGCUGUUGAAAAUUGGCUUGAUGUGUCAAGAAGGAGAGUUCUGGCAGGGGAAAAGGUCACAUCAGCAUUUGGAUCGCAUCUGAUAUAUGUUCACUCGUGUAUAAUGUCUUCUCGAAUCGAAGAGCUUUCGGAGUUUGCAAGUUAUGGAAUGAAACAAAAAGUUGAGCUUGUUAAUCGUCAGAAUCACGUUCUUGUACUGAAAAACACUUUCACAUCACGUUGCAUGACAGAAAUGGAGGUUGCUAAGCGAAGUAUUUGCCAACUUGUCACAAAAUGCUCUAAUGGCGAGAGCUCGUACGCUCUUCGAACAAUUCAUGCACUUCAAGCUGCGGGGGUUUAUAAGACAUUCCAGAUAAAUAUUAGGUCAUGGUUGGAAGAACAAUUGGAUAAUAUAACACUGCCUGCUUCGCAACUUUUAGCAGAAGUUGUUGAUGGAUUUGCACAUAGUUCUGCUCAUUCCAAAGGAAAAGGUCUGAGUGAGGAAUUUAUUAAGAACACCUUCACUGGCGAUGUAUUCGAUUCUCGUACGAUUCCGAAACGGCUUUUCGUCCUAUUUUACAUUUGCUCGUACAGGGAAGCAGCUCAACGUCAUGAUGCGUCUCUUCGAAAUUCGCUGUACGACAAGUCUAUCUUCCUCAAGCUACCAGUUCGUUACAUACUCUCAGUUAUGGAAUAUCAGCACGAAAAGUUUGAGAAUGUGAGAUCCAAGAUUACCGCCAGAGCUGCAGUUCUAUUUUCGUAUUCUCUGCCAACUCCAGAAUCAAUGCAAAUUGUGGCUGAAAAUCAUGAAAAUGCAUCAGCAGAAGUAAUCGAGGAAGAACAAUUUGGUAGCAAUAUCAAUCAACGAAUAAAUAAAUUAAAAGAUAUCAAGAAUAUUAAAAUUAUAUUAGAAGUGAUCAAUCGAAGUAGUGUGAGAAUGCAAUUGGCUUCACUUCCCAUCAUUAUCGACAUCUUUAUGGAGUCACUGAAUUCAUCAACUCCGCAAGGCUUCGAACAACCUUUAAUGGCAAUUUUCGAUCGAUAUGAACAACUUGAUCCAUUUUCCCUGUUUCAACAAUCAACAAUUGCAUGGAUUCGAAACGAUGAAGAUAUUGUAUUGGAUGAUAUUAUCAAAAUUCCAUCGUUACUUUUCAGAUGUGACAGACGUAUUCUCUCAUCACCUCCACAUUUUAAUUGUUUCGUGCGAGCUCUAAACUUCUUCAGUAAAAUGGUUCGAAUCGAAAAUCGUCUCAAAACAAUGGAGAUUCAACACAAGGCGAUGGCUUCUGCAAUUGCACAUAAAAAUACUCUUUCAUUUUCCAGCUAUUGUCUCGAAUUGGAUCGAAAGGAAAAAGAGCUGCUAACGGGCUCUUAUCUAGAUACACAGCACAGUGUUCUCAUUCAUGCUCUAAUUGAAGUUUGUGAUUCAAAGCGAAUGAAAGAUGAUCCAUCUGACUUCUCCCUCCUCGAAAAACGUCGACAAAUCCGUCGUAUUGCCUGUGAAUAUAUUCAUCGAACAUUUUUGGAUUAUGAAGGUCUCAUUCGAGUCGUUCUUCAUCAACGCUUUCCACUUCGUCAAGUUCGUGAUCUAGUCGAAGGGAUUCCAGCUCUAUUCGCUGGAAAUGGUCUGAUCCUUGAAAUGCUCACACUUCCUGAACAGCAACGAAGAUUUUUCGCAGUGGUAUUUGCUGCGGAGAUAUGUAGAAAGUACCGAGUUCGUGAGUCGCUGGAGACAGCUCGUGUUGUAUGUGACAUUGUUCAUUCACUUCAUAAGCAUGGUGAACUUCCUUCUUCAUACAAAUUAUGGAAACAUGUGGCGCCGGCUCUCAUGCUUCUAGCUGUCGAGUUUCCAUCACUUGCUGAUAGUAUCAAUCGUCUUCUGACUCGUGUCGCAACAGCUGCGAAAAAUCGGCUUGCAGUGAGAUGUGGAAUGUUGGCUGGAGAUCCACGACAUGAAGAAUAUCAACUUAUCGCGAAAAUUUCCUCGUUUUUGGAUAGGAAUUCGGCACGUGAACGACUUUAAAAAUUAUGUUUAUCUUUUUAUUAAAUUUUCAACUUUUAUUAUCGUCUCUAUUGUUUUUAUGUUUCUUUUAUUUUAGUAUUUAUAUUUAAUUUUGUAUUAACUCCUUAUUUUCUUUCGAAGUUACACCUGCAAAUGUACAAGAUUCCCAUUCACGUUUAACGGGUUCCUAAUCUCGUUUCUUUCACUUUUGUCUUUAUGAAAUAAAUUAUCCCGAUUCAAAUC